GGCAGUUUUUGGGUUAACAAAUAACCAAUGGGCUAAAAAUAGCGUAGAGACUUCAGCAUGUCACUGAACGGGGAGGAGCCCGCGGCCUCACGUGGGCUCCAAAAAUGUAAUAACAUAGGAAGCACGCACUUCCCUAUUCUAAACGGCCAGACCAAUCGAGCGCGCAGCCGUGGAUUUUUAACGGUUGACCUGCCAGCGGUUUCUCUGCGUUCGGCUUCUUCUGCCUUGAGAGUCUGUUCUCCGAGCGCUGGAGGUUCCAUUUUUUUUUCUUUAUCAGUAAACUCUCCCUGAGGAGGGAUGGGGGCCGCGAGGGGUCAGAAAGGUGUGCUUGAGCCGUGCGCGGAGCACUGACAGAAGUGAAAGAGAGCACAAGCCGGAGACUAGCGGGAAGUGCCGAAUGUGGGAGCCUGCCCCCCGACUCGCUGUGACAGGAGCCCCUCCCCUGCCCCGCAUGCACUGACGAGGACACCCCUUCGCAUCCUGCCAGCACUUUCUUCUCGAGGAGUCGGCGCUCCCCCCUCACCAACUCACUUUGACAGGUGUCGUCUCCCUCCGCGCACUUUUCCUGUGACAGGACCCUCGCCUUCCAGCAGGAGUUUCUCUCGGAGUUGCGCCCAUUGUGCGCUUUUAGUCACGGGAGUGCCUACAGUUUGUCUCUGAGAAGGAACUUUCUGUGUAGUAAAAAGAGGAAAAAAAGUUAAAUGCAGGAAGUUGUCUGAAGUGGGGGAAACGGAGCAUCAAAGCGAAGUAGUAGUGAAACUGCAGGCUGACCUCUCGCUGCAGCUCUGGAGAGGCUAGAGGGAAGACCCUGCAGCUGCUUCAGGCCAGAAAUAAAAGGAACAUGAAGUGAGGUGUGGCUGCGCUGGAUCCAUAGCACUUCCUUUCUUCUACGUAUGAUGUUCAUAUGGUCACUGGAGAAUAGAAGACAUUUUGUUUCCAUGCUUUGUGCUGCACAUAUUUCAGGUACUGGCCUUCAAGCCAGAUGUACAUUCUGUGUAGCAUGAUCCGAAUCAGGGGCUGAGAGCAUGAGUGACGUUGCAAUCCCAUCCAAGAUGAAGAAGGGGUUGCUGAAGGAUCCGGACAUAGCGGACCUCUUUUGCAAAGAUGAUCCAGAGACAUUAUUUGUAGACCUGCAUGAGAUUGGACAUGGCAGCUUUGGAGCAGUUUACUUUGCUACAAAUUCCACAACUAAUGAAGUGGUGGCUGUUAAGAAGAUGUCCUACAGUGGAAAGCAGAUGAAUGAGAAAUGGCAGGACAUACUCAAGGAGGUCAGGUUUCUACAGCAGCUGAAACACCCGAACACAAUAGAGUACAAAGGGUGCUACUUAAAAGAUCAUACAGCAUGGCUGAUAAUGGAAUACUGCCUAGGAUCUGCAUCAGAUUUGCUAGAGGUUCACAAGAAGCCACUUCAGGAAGUGGAGAUAGCUGCCAUUACUCAUGGUGCCUUGCAGGGGCUGGACUACCUGCAUUCACGCAACAUGAUUCACAGGGAUAUUAAAGCUGGAAAUAUCCUGCUUACUGAGCCCGGUCAGGUAAAAUUAGCAGAUUUUGGUUCUGCAUCUAUAGCAUCACCUGCCAACUCCUUCGUGGGAACCCCAUAUUGGAUGGCCCCAGAAGUUAUUUUAGCAAUGGACGAGGGGCAGUAUGAAGGCAAGAUUGAUAUUUGGUCUCUUGGUAUCACUUGCAUUGAAUUAGCUGAAAGGAAGCCUCCGCUGUUUAAUAUGAACGCAAUGAGUGCCUUAUAUCACAUAGCCCAGAAUGAGUCCCCAACACUACAGUCAAAUGAAUGGUCAGGAUCAUUCAGGGGAUUUGUGGACUACUGCUUGCAGAAAAUACCUCAGGAACGGCCAACAUCAGCGGAGUUGCUGCGGCAUGACUUUGUGCGCAGAGAGAGGCCAGGCCGAGUGCUUAUAGAUCUGAUCCAGAGGACGAAGGAUGCCGUGAGGGAGCUGGACAAUUUACAGUACAGGAAAAUGAAAAAAAUCCUCUUCCAGGAAUCCCGAAAUGGUCCACUGAAUGAGUCUCAGGAAGAUGACGAGGACAACGAACACGUGACAAACUUGACCAGGAAGAUGGACAGCCUCGGCAGCAACCAUUCCAUACCAAGUAUGUCAGUCAGUACGGGUAGCCAGAGCAGCAGUGUGAAUAGCAUGCAAGAAGUCAUAGACGACAUGAGCCCAGACCUGAGCUUGAUGCAAAGUUACAGCUGCACGUUUGAUUCCACUUCUUCCUUGGUUCCCAAAAAGGAUCAUGCAUUCAUAAGGGAUGAGGCGGACCACAGGGAUCCCAGGCCUGAGCUGCGGCCUACCCCGUCAGUGCAAAGUCAGGCACUUCAUUACCGGACCCGCGAGCGAUUCGCUACAAUCAAAUCAGCAUCUUUGGUUACAAGGCAGAUCCAUGAGCAUGAGCAGGAGAACGAGUUGCGGGAACAGAUGUCAGGAUAUAAGCGGAUGCGGCGCCAGCACCAGAAGCAGCUGAUCGCCCUGGAGAAUAAGCUGAAGGCUGAGAUGGACGAGCACCGCCUUAAGCUGCAGAAGGAGGUGGAGACUCAUGCCAACAACGCGUCCAUCGAGCUGGAAAAGCUUUCCAAGAGGCAAAUCGUAGGCAUGGAUAAAGAGGCAAAGUUGGCUGCAGCGGAUGAAAGGAGAUUUCAGCAACAGAUCAUAGCCCAACAAAAGAAAGACUUAACAUCCUUCUUAGAAAGUCAGAAAAAGCAGUACAAGAUUUGCAAGGAAAAGAUUAAAGAGGCACGUGCACAAGAAAUGAAUGAGGACCAUAGCACGCCCAAGAAAGAAAAACAGGAACGCAUAUCAAAGCAUAAAGAGAACCUCCAGCACACUCAGGCUGAGGAAGAAGCUCAACUCCUUAGCCAACAGAGACUGUACUAUGAGAAAAAUUGCCGACUCUUUAAGAGGAAGAUAAUGAUUAAAAGGCAUGAAGUUGAGCAGCAGCACAUCCGUGAGGAGCUCAAUAAAAAGCGAACCCAGAAAGAAAUGGAGCAUGCCAUGUUAAUCCGGCACGACGAGUCAACUCGGGAGCUGGAGUACCGGCAGCUGCACAUGUUGCAGAAACUUCGGAUGGACCUUAUACGUCUGCAGCAUCAGACUGAACUGGAGAAUCAACUGGAAUACAACAAGCGCAGGGAAAGGGAGUUGCAUCGGAAACAUGUGAUGGAACUCCGGCAGCAACCCAAGAAUCUUAAGGUCAUGGAAAUGCAGAUUAAGAAACAGUUUCAGGACACAUGCAAAGUGCAGACCAAGCAGUACAAGGCCCUGAAGAAUCACCAGCUGGAGGUAUCCCCAAAGUGUGAGCACAAGACAAUACUCAAGUCCCUGAAGGACGAGCAGACACGCAAAUUGGCCAUCCUUGCUGAGCAGUAUGAGCAAAGCAUCAAUGAAAUGAUGGCCUCCCAAGCGUUGCGCUUGGAUGAGGCUCAAGAAGCAGAAUGCCAGGCUCUAAGGCAACAGCUUCAACAGGAAAUGGAGCUGCUCAAUGCCUACCAGAGCAAGAUCAAGAUGCAGACGGAGGCACAGCAUGAGCGUGAACUGCAAAAGUUGGAACAGAGGGUGUCCCUUCGCAGAGCGCACCUGGAACAGAAGAUUGAAGAGGAGUUGGCAGCCCUUCAGAAGGAGCGCAGUGAGAGGAUCAAGCAUCUUUUUGAACGCCAAGAAAGAGAAAUUGAAACCUUCGAUAUGGAAAGUUUACGGAUGGGCUUUGGAAAUCUGGUGACGUUAGAAUAUCCCAAGGAGGACUAUAGAUGAGAGAGGCCAGUUUUUGCCAUUCAAAUAAAAGAACAAUAAUAUUAUUAACAAUGACAGCAAGGAGAACCUGCAAAACGUACAUUCCCCAUUUUAACGGGCGUGCUCUCUCUCUCUCCCUCCCUUUCUCUCUUUUUCGCACCUCCUCUCUCUUUCUCUAUCUAUCUCUGACGUCCGUCGGACACUAGUGCCUGUAAUUCUUUUUACUCACCAGGGUGCCUCUGGGCAAAUCUGAGCACGGAGCAAGCUCCCUGGCAUACCUCUCAAGUGUCCCUGAUUGUCACUCAAAUUUUCAAUCCAUCAGAACAUUGGUGCUUGUUAUACAAACCGAAGAUUCAAACAGCGGGAAGGAGUCUUGAAGUAACAGUUGUGUUUUGUGUCGAAACUCUUCCUUUAUUCAUAACCCCUUUUGUGGAAAGAGAUAACUUGAUUAUUCAAAGUUUUGUCCAUGAUGUUCCUUGGGGAAAAUGGUGAGAGGUAUGUGCUAUUAUCUCAGUGUGAGGAUUAAGAGGUAUGUAUUUCCUAUGCCUCUGUUGGAGGGCUUGUGAGGCUUAUGUGUCUAUUAGCCUGUAUUUGGACGAAGGUGAGAGGUGCGAGUCCCUGGUGUCUUGAGUACUCUGAGGGGUGAAAGCUAUGUGUUCACAGUUCCUCUGCUGGGACUCGCCUAUGUGUCCUGCAGUACAGUGAAAAGUCCUACUUUGUGGAAGAUGGCUGCCCACAAUUUUAGUCUGUUUCAUAACCCAUGAUGCACAACAGUUGUCGAAGUCUGUGAUUAACCCCUUCAGCCCUGAGCCAGUUUAGUGGUGGUGUUUAAGUAAGAUCUAGUUAUGACUUUUACCUUCUUGGCACUUUCAGAAGUUUGGUUAGCAAGAAAACGCCUCUUAUGCUGGGUCAGCAUCCAGUGAAGACAAAAACCUUCCAAUCUUCUAAAGUGCCUCACACUUCAAACUAAAACUCAGGGAUGAAGAGAUUAAUUUAUUGAUGUUCAAUAACACAUUUGAGAGACUAGAGAGAAAAGAGGAGAUAAAACUUAACGACAAACCAACAAAAAUGUGAAUAUCUGUUGGUUCCUACAAACAUUUUGUUCUGUUAAAGUACAAGCAAAAAAAAAUAUAUAUACAAUUUAAUACAUAAAAGAGAGAGAGAAGCAUAAAACUGCAGCCUUAAGGUUACUGCUGCUGCGUUAAACAUUGUUGUUUUUUUGGUAUUUGUUCGUCAGGAAUAAAAAAAAAAAGAAGAGAUUUUAUUAAACUAUUGAGGUUUGAUACAUUUUACAGAAACCAAUCAUGUUGUAUAUAUAUAUAGACAUAUUGUUGGGGGGAGAAGCAGAACUGGGGUGGGGUUGUUUGGGCAGAUGGGGUGGGUAGAAUGUCUUGUGAAAAUAUAUAAUUUUUUUUUUCUUCAUUUUUUUUUCUUUUUUUUCUUUUUUUUUUUAAAUAUUAUUUUGAAAACUUUUGCUGGCAGGAGCAGAAAUUGACUUUGAAUUUUCAAUGCACUUUUGGCUCUAAAUCAGCGGUACUUUCUACUCCAGUCCUGGUUUUCUUAUAUGUAUAUACCAGAUGUAUUCUUUACUGACAUAAGGCAGCUGGGAAAUUAAGACCAAAAUACACUAUUUACUCAAAAGCUUUGGUACCUUAUUGUACCAAAGGGUAACUUUUGCUAAACCUUUGCAAUAUAUUGCUAAUGUAUACCAGGAUGUAAAAAGAAAAAAAUGUUUAUUUACACUGUGUAUCUGGUAAUACAGCAGUUUGAACAUUGGUAAAAAAAAAAAAAUGAUUGUAUUUUUCAACCCUCUCCUCCUAUAGGUUGUAUUUGAGCGUCCUUGCCUAAGCACAGUCAGUUCAUGUGCCUAGGUAUAGACGCGACACUUAUAAAACUGGACUUGAAAAGAGUACUCAAGGCGAAGGUUUACAAUUAUUCCUUCCCUAGUCCUGAUUUAGAUGUUAACUCUUAAUUUUAAAAUAUUAACAAGCUGUGAAUAGAUAUGCCACUACGGCUACAUUUUGUAUAUACCCGAUUCCCACCAUUUUCGUUUUGAUCUAAAGCUUGGUAAGAAUGACCCUAUCUAUUUGAGAGCACUUGUUCAAAACUAGUUUUGGCCCACUGAAUUUUAUUUGGAACUUUCAAAGCUGUGAGGACACGAGGGAUGGAUGUUUGAUGUUUUUGUUUUACUUUUUUUAUACUUCUUUUUUUUUUUUUUCUCAUUUUUCUAUUCUGUUUUGGGAAGGGGCAUUAAAAUUUAAUAGACGAUGGCUGUGAUGUACUGAGUCAGUGUUUCCUCAAAGAGCAGCGUUUUAAAGCAUUCGUAAAAAUGGAUAAAAAAAUAUAAAAAAAUAAAUAAAACAUCUUCUAUAGAGAAAAUAUUUUUGAAGAUGAAAAUAUGUAAAGAAAAUGCUGUUAGACGAUUAAUGUAUUGUAUUUGUUCAAGAGUAUUAUUAAAAAAAAAAAAAGACAAACUUUGCAAAGUAUUUUUGCCACAGAUGAGUUGGAGACUUUAUUACAAUUGUUAACAUUUGAAUCAGAUAAAAAUAUUCAAAGUCUCAAUCAAUAAAAAUUAAUGUUAAUAUU
This is a messenger RNA of Bufo bufo (common toad), 6326 nucleotides long. It is a transcript of the gene TAOK3, whose product is annotated as TAO kinase 3. Gene Ontology annotation, molecular function: ATP binding; protein kinase activity. The transcript is spliced from 22 exons. Lineage: Eukaryota; Metazoa; Chordata; Amphibia; Anura; Bufonidae. The record is from RefSeq and is a predicted model, not a curated record. Gene Ontology annotation, biological process: protein phosphorylation; execution phase of apoptosis. Bases 1026 to 3761 code for a protein of 911 amino acids.